AUGGGUUAUGGAUCCAAGCCAAAUAAGCCUGGAUAUGGAGCACAACCUUCCUAUGGUGGACUUGGAGCAGGGAUGAGAAUGUCACCUCAACUGGCCAACACAGGAAGAGCAGGUGGAGGAUACAAGGACGGAGCAAAAGCUACUAAAACCGGGUAUGGUGGUGGAAAAUUGGUACAGAGUGGCCAACCAGCCAAGCCUAAUGGCUAUGGUCCAGGCAUCGGUGGUCAGAACGGACAGGGAGCAAAACCCGCAGGGUAUGGGGGAUAUCCCAACGGAGGUGGAUUUAAGGGGCUGAAACCAGCUUACAGCAGUUUGCCUACAGGGUACCGACAAAGACCCAAUGGGUAUGGAGGUUAUCCCAAUGGGGGUGCUAAACCACCUAAACCAGGUUAUGGUGUUCCUGCUGGUGUCCUGAACAUUAAAGCUGGAAAUGGUCAUAUAACCAAUGGAAAUGAAAAAGGACCCAAAGGGAAAAGCCUUGGCUCCGAAGUCCACGGUCUUCCACUAGUGUCAGGGUACAACAAAGGAGUUGUCCAGCCUGCUGAACCUGAGCCUACUGUUGGAGUCCCUACCGCAUUGCAACCAACCAAUGGAAAUCCAUUCCAAAGAUGGAAAGGCCCAAAACCUCAUGUUCCCCAAGGCUACCCUUCUAAUCCAAUAAUGCCUGAGCAGGUUCCAGUGAUUCCACAGAAUAAAGCACCAAAACCUGCACAAUAUAUCGGACAAGGACAAGUUCCCAUCCAAGAGCUUAGCCUCAUUCCUCAGGUUAAAGGCCCAAAGCCAUUUGGCCAAUUAGGUCAAGAAAUUCUUCAAGGAAAUCCUCAGACACCAAUUAAUCCAGCUUUACUUCCAAUUGUUCAACAAGAGAAAACCCCAAAGCCAAUUGCCCAAGUUCCGCAGCCUGUUGCACCAGCAUAUCCACAAAAUAAUGGACCAAAGCCAGUUGCUGUACAACCAGCUGUUCCACAAGCUAAUGCUCCAAAACCGACUGCUCCAGUGCAGCUUCCAGUGAUCACUCAAGCCAAAGGCCCCAAACCUGUUGCUCCAUUUUCGGAGAUUCUACAAACAAAAGGUCCUAAACCUGUAGCACCAGAACCAGUAGCACCACAAACAGUGGUUCCUUCACUUGCCCUUGAACCAACCCCUGCUAUGCCUCAGAUGAAGGGUCCAAAUGUUGCAAAUCCUGAUUGUGGACUUGGCGUAUCUGGACAGUGGACUAAGCUGCCCAGUCCUGGAUAUGGACCUGUACCAUGGAUCUCAAACAAUGAAGGAGCAAAGGCAUCCAAACCAGGCCCUAAACAUGGCUCUCAAUCCAAACAGCCAGGCUAUGUUAAUCCAGGAGCAGGAUACGGAUAUGGCAAUGGCGGAGCAGGACAGCUGCUGUAUAACGGUGCCCCCAUCAUCCCCGCUCGACUAGAUGGAAGCAGUCCUAUUGAAGCGCAGACGGCUGAACUUGGACCUGAGGUGAAAUCUGGAUUUGCUUAUGGUGGGCCGUAUGGAGCUCAGUCGAUCGGAUUAGGUUCUGAGGGAAAGCCUCAAGUCAGAUUUGGUAUUGGUGGCCUUCUGUUUGGUGGCUCGCCCACGGGAUACGGCUCCAAUCCAUAUGGAAAAUACGGUAAUCCCUACGCUGCACAGCCUUACGCUUCCAAAGCGGCCGGAAACUUCAACCCGUUCGGAUAUAACGCCAGUCCCAAAUCUUCUGCACAAUACAAGACGGAAGGCUCUCUGUAUACUGCAGGUGCUACUGGCGCUAAAGCCUCAGGAAAAUAUGGACCUUAUGGUGGCCAGCUUGGUUUGCCUGCUGGGAAUUUUGGGAUAUAUGGUCAGAAUGUAGGACCAUAUGCCCCAGAGCCCCUUAGUCUCAGUGGUGAUGCUAAAUCAUCUGGAAAAUAUGGAAGUCCAUCACUUCCUUUUGAAACUUUGGGUCCAGUCACUGACGGACAGUCCAUCGAUCAGCCCGCACUGCAGUAUGAAGCACCUGCUAUCGAUGGGGUGAAGUCUGUCGAUCAGUUCGGAGAUGGAGAGGUGCAACCCCAGCCUAUUGCUUCUUUGCUAGAUGGAGUUGGAGCAGAACCCGCCUCUUACGUCAAGGGAGCAGUCCGAGCUGAAGCCGUCUCCUUGCCCGCUGUCCCCACUGACAACCCCUUCACUGGAUCAGCAGUGUCCUUAGGAAACCCCGCCCACUCUCCAGUGGACACGCCCACUGCAGCUGUAACACAACAACACGUUUCCGCUCAGCAAAACCUCAAAGGCCCACAGGCCCAGUUCUGGACAGGAGGCAAGGAGCUGAAACACAACCUGAAGGGAUUCUUUGGCAACUGAUAUCAUAGUUGAUCCUGAAAAACAUAAAUGAAGAAAAAAUGUGUGACAUGUUGAUUUUUGUAAAUUCAUUAUCAUCCUAACCUAUAUUUCCCUUUUCCCCCAACAUACAGAUCAAACUAAACAUUUAUGUUAAAAAAUAAUAAUAUAAAUGUCUCUUGAAAUUAGUGAUAUUGCAGAAUUUUAUGUAAAAAAAAAAAAAAAUCAUAUAAAAAGAAUUAAAUAUAAUCUAAAAGAAAAAUUUUGUUCUUGUACUUCUUAAAAAAAUUCAAAUAAACAGCUGAUGAUUUCUACCCCAUACAGUAUUCAAUAAACAUAAAUGUUUUUUUAAUCCCUUAUAGUUUCUUUCUGCUUUUUAAACCUUUCUCUCUUUUCGAAUGUGCAUGUUUACCUGAUUGGCAUGUAUUAUUUUGUAACUAAGCACAGGAUAAUUAAUUGUACUGAUUUCUUUCUGUGACGAGGAGCUGUCUGAUAUUUAUAAACUUCAGUUUUUAAUAAAAAGAAUAAGAAAAA
Messenger RNA from Silurus meridionalis, 2832 nucleotides. It is a transcript of the gene cmn, whose product is annotated as calymmin. The transcript is spliced from 30 exons. The record is from RefSeq and is a predicted model, not a curated record. Lineage: Eukaryota; Metazoa; Chordata; Actinopteri; Siluriformes; Siluridae. The coding region runs from base 1 to 2322 and encodes 773 amino acids.